Monopterus albus (swamp eel) is the source of this 3762-nucleotide messenger RNA. It is a transcript of the gene cnr1, whose product is annotated as cannabinoid receptor 1. Gene Ontology annotation, molecular function: cannabinoid receptor activity. Gene Ontology annotation, biological process: G protein-coupled receptor signaling pathway. NCBI's taxonomy places the organism in Eukaryota, Metazoa, Chordata, Actinopteri, Synbranchiformes, Synbranchidae. Gene Ontology annotation, cellular component: membrane. The record is from RefSeq and is a predicted model, not a curated record. Bases 725 to 2134 code for a protein of 469 amino acids. The transcript is spliced from 2 exons.
UAUGCAAUCUCUAUCUGCCUUUGAAUGCGACAGGAAAGCCAUACAGUACAAAGUUACCUUCAUAUCAAGAUUUUUUUGUUUGUUUGUUUCAGCAAAAUGCAGAUAGUGUGUCCACAAUCGCGUCAUGAAUUGGGAAGAUAAAAGUGACAUUCUACGCUGCUCUCCAUCUAGUUUCUUUGUGCUUUGUUCCGCGUUGGUGCUGCUUCUUUUUCCGAACAAUCUGCUAAGAGGAGCUUGGUGAAUCGAGUCUUUUCUAUGAGCCUCCACCGCCACUGUCGUCCGCUUUGUUCCCAUGCACCGUACUUGACAGCUUCAUGGGUUGGGCAGAUAAAGCUAUAUCGAAACACGUGACUGUGCUUGUAGGAGCGACGCUUCAUAAGUGUGAAGACAGAGAAAAAAAGACUGGGGAGACACUGGCGACAGCGGCAACAGCAGAAACCUGUAUCCAAAACGCAGACGCGCGCUCCAAGAACGACAAGACACUUCUGCACGCAUUUGAAAAACUUAUGUUACAUACAGACAACUAAGUAAUUAAAUAUAAUAACGAUGGUAGAUUCCUUCUAAGACAUACACACCGAUUGUCUCUCCUUUUAUGUAAGAUCUGUGUUGGUUGGACUUGGCUUGGAUUAACGCGCGGUGACAAAGGGCGAGUCUGCGCACUUGGAAAAAAUUAUGUAAGGUUGUCCAGGCAUCUUACACUGCAGUAUUACCCUGAGACACAGCCAUGAAAUCUGUGCUGGAUGGUGUGGCGGACACCACCUUCCGAACUAUUACAUCUGGUUUACAAUAUCUGGGCUCCAAUGAUGCUAACUAUGAUGACCCCACCAGUGAUGUAGACUUCAAGGGCAGCUUCUCUCUGCAGAAGCCCUUAUCUGCUUUCCGCAGCGACUCCUUCCCGAACAAGGUACCUGCAGAGGAGGAGCUCAUCUUCAAGGGCAUUCCCUUAUACCCCACCAAUGCCACAGACUUGUUUGGCAACAGGAGCACAUUCAGAGAUGAGACUAACAAUAUACAAUGUGGGGAGAACUUUAUGGACAUGGAGUGCUUCAUGGUCCUGAACCCCAGCCAACAGCUAGCUGUGGCUGUUGUAUGUCUGACUCUGGGUACCUUCACGGUGCUGGAGAACCUGGUGGUGCUCUGGGUCAUCCUGCAGUCCCGCACCCUCCGCUCCCGGCCGUCCUACCACUUCAUCGGCAGUCUGGCUGUGGCUGACCUGCUGGGCAGCGUCAUAUUUGUCUACAGCUUUGUGGACUUCCAUGUUUUCCACAGGAAGGACACCCCUAAUGUUUUCCUCUUCAAGUUGGGCGGAGUCACAGCAUCAUUCACGGCAUCUGUGGGGAGUCUGUUCCUCACGGCUAUUGACCGCUACAUCUCCAUACACCGGCCACUUGCCUAUAGACGCAUUGUGACACGGACCAAGGCUGUCAUAGCCUUUUGUAUGAUGUGGACCAUCUCCAUCAUAAUUGCAGUGCUACCUCUCCUGGGCUGGAAUUGUAAGCGUCUCAAGUCUGUUUGCUCAGAUAUAUUCCCUCUGAUUGAUGAGAAUUACUUGAUGUUCUGGAUAGGUGUAACAAGUGUCCUCGUUCUUUUCAUUAUCUACGCCUACAUAUACAUCCUGUGGAAGGCACACCACCAUGCUGUGCGUAUGCUGAGCCGGGCCUCCCAGAAGAGCCUUGUUGUUUACUCAGCAGAUGGCACUAAAGUGCAGACCACACGUCCUGACCAGGCACGCAUGGACAUCCGUCUAGCCAAGACCCUGGUGCUUAUCCUGGUGGUGCUGGUCCUUUGCUGGGGCCCAGUGCUUGUCAUCAUGGUCUAUGACCUCUUCUGGAAGAUGGACAAUGACAUCAAGACAGUAUUUGCGUUCUGCUGCAUGCUCUGUCUGCUCAACUCCACCGUCAACCCAGUCAUCUACGCCUUGAGGAGCCAGGAUCUGCGGCACGCCUUUGUCCACUCCUGCAAUGCCUGCAGGAGCAGUGCCCUGCAGCUGGACAAUAGCCUCGAGUCAGACUGCCAGAACAGAAAUGCCAACAUUUCUGCCAACAGGGCUGCAGAGAGCUGCGUAAAGACCACUGUGAAAAUAGCCAAAGUAACGAUGUCUGUGUCAACCGAAACUUCUGCAGAAGCUGUGUAACUGAUCAUCAUGGCGAAACUGUGUAAAUGUCAUCCUCCCCAAACAAUGCCAGUCAACAUAAUCACACAGAAAUUAGAUGUUCCAGAAAAAAAAAAAAAACGUCCUCCCCUGAAAGUACUGACGUACAUCCUAAUAUAGAUGUUUCAGUAGUUGCAUUAUUUUGUUUGUGCGUGAGUACAUAGUGUGCCAAAGUGCCAAAUAGUUUUGCAAGGUCAUAGAAAGGACUCAUGAUUUGAAAGGAUUAUCAAAGACUAUCAUAACUCUGCUGUUUACCAUAGACAUCGUGAUAUCCAGUUAGUGAAGGGAUAUUAUAUUUUUGUACUGUGAAUUCAGGUUUUAAAAACAAUAUAUCUUCAUUUAUGGGAUAAGGGGCUACUGACAUUUUUAAUUAGAUAUUUUACUGUCAUUUACACUUUAACAUGUCUUACACCAUAAAUAUAACAAAUCCUCACACCUUGACUUUCUACAAGCUUCAUGUACAUGUUGCAUAUAGACCUUUCUAUAAGCAAAAAUGUAAAAAAAAGUCCAAAUGACUGAUUGUUUAUUUCCAAAAUAGCCAUUAAAUGUGUCAUUUUGUAGUUCUUUUGACAACACUCAGUGAGUGGCAAAUGUGUGUGGAGAGUCUGAGAAAUGGGAAGUGCUCCAGGUAAAAAUAAAAAAAUGUAACAUGUUUAUCACCAUCAUUAAGCAAACUGAGAUGGAAGUAAAUGAAUCUGCAUUUUAUGAUUAUAUGAAAUCUAAAAUGAUUCAUUUUAUGUGGCAGAGUGACGAUCGCCCCUGCUGUCCAUUUCCUUACUCUCUAGCUGUUAAACCUUUAGAAUAAUGUGUCUUUGCUCAAAUGUAUACCUAAUAACUGUACAGUGUUUUCUUGCAAAAUGAAGUGUUCAAAUGGAAUCAUUCAGCUAUACACAACAAUGACAACAGCAACCUUUUAGCCAAAGCUUGAUGACAUUCAUUACAACUAAAGUUGGACACAGUGUGCUGGUCACUACUGUAACAAACUCGCUAUAGCUGCUUUCAUCAAUUGUAUGAUUUCACAGCCUAUGUAAGUGUGUGAUACCUUGUGACUUGGUGAAAAUAUUUCCAAGCCUUGUAAUCAUUGCAGUGAGUUGUUUUAGUGCUACUGUUGCAGCGGGGCAUCAUUUCAGAAAACAAAAGCAACCCAUGCACAGGCCUAGUGAAGUACCUUUGGCGUAACUUUUAAUAAAAAUGUCUGCUGUUAAUUUUACUUACUCUAAACAAAGGAACAAGGGUCUUUUCAUUAGAUGGCAACCUGAAUGGAUGCUUGUGUGUGUGAAUUAUGUGGAGAGCUGAGAACUGACCUUACAAAAGAAUCUGAGAAGAUGUGGUUUCUCUAAUAGAUGAUGUAGUAAUUUUAAUCUAGAAAUCUCACAGCACAAUUGUUCUGUAGACAUGUAUCUUGGUGUAAAGUUAUCCAGACUACUGUUUAUCAAUAUGCUUUGCUGCCUCUUGUAUUAUUGAGUAGUGAAGAUCAAAAUGUCAGCUGUCAAGUGGCUUCUGUACAGUGGUGGCAUAACAAGGAAUCUAUGACGUUAAAAUCACAAUCAGUCAAGUGUUUUUAGUAUUGCUGUUUUCAAACUUUUGAAUAAAGUUGCAGCUGAUUGUCA